Hirsutella rhossiliensis is the source of this 2073-nucleotide messenger RNA. RefSeq lists its product as uncharacterized. NCBI's taxonomy places the organism in Eukaryota, Fungi, Ascomycota, Sordariomycetes, Hypocreales, Ophiocordycipitaceae. The transcript has 3 exons. The record is from RefSeq and is a predicted model, not a curated record. The coding region runs from base 1 to 2073 and encodes 690 amino acids.
AUGACCGUCGACGCUGUGCCCGCCCAACAAGUAUCGCCGUGGGCAAGACAGACCCCCAUGAACCCCCAGUUUACGGACAAUAUGCCAGAUCCGGGAUACGGGAGUCAAUAUGGAUCCCCGGAUGCGCAGUCGAGUAAGCCCCCGCAAAGCACCAUCAAUGAGAGCAAGGGACGACCGCUCCUCGCACCUCUCGCCCACCUUGCCGAGUUCGACAAGGCCGUCGACGAUGCAACUCUGUCUCGCUUCCAGGACGUCCACAGGCAGAUAGAACAUCCGCUGUUGAACUACGUCCGCCGCAAGCGACCGAGGGAGAAGUACCGCCCGAUGGCCGUGAGAUUGAUGGUCCUUGGGAGCUCCGAGGAGACCGCGAAGCCUUGCAUCGUUAUCCUGUGUUCGGGCCAGCAGGCGAAGGUGGUGAGGAAAUUUUUUUACAAGGACUCGGUUGGGGCUCUGUGUCGUCCCGCAGAUGAAGGCCUGCCCUUGUUUGAGGUCUUUGUUAUCGGCCGACCACUGGAGAUGAAGUGGGCAGGUGAUGACAUCAAUGUCUUGCUUCCCAUCAUCCAAGGGGAAAGCCAUGUUUCGUUCAGCACCUUGUCUUACUCUUUGGGCGAAGACGAGAUUGGACAGGCAGAGAAGCUCCAGUUGAGUUCAACAGACACCGAUGGGCCCUGGACGUCCCCCGAGUUGAGCAAGGUGGGUUCCAUUGCACAGGGCACUUUGCUACCCGGCCGAUCAAUCGCUGCCAAUAGCGAAUCAAAGGGCUACUAUGAUUGGGCCCUCAUCGACAUGCUCAGUUAUAGACCGAACCGCGUUCAACCGAGGCAGUCUUCGAGCCCAAAGGCUUGUGACGAUGGAAUCUUGCGCUCCCGGGACCUCGUCAUGGCCGUCCCAUCCGGCUCUGCCCACAAGAGGCAGUCGGUCCUUGUCUUGACGGCAUCAGAAGGGCCAAAACGAGGGUCCCUCUCCGCUCUGUCCUCAAAAGUGCUUCUCAGUCCUGGCCGGGUGUCUGUUAACGCCUUGGUGGUAAAUCUCGAUAACAGCAAGCAAAUUGUAGACGGUGACUCGGGGUCAUGGGUGGUCAACGAAAAAACCCUGGAGGUAUACGGCUACAUUGUCGCCUCGGACCCCUUUGGCGGCGGUCAUAUUAUCCCAAUGGCUGAGGCGCUCGAGGACAUCAAAGUCACCAUCGGCCUCGGAUCGGUCACGCUGGCCAGCUCGUUCGACGUUGCGACUGCCGAGCUGUCCCGCCAAAUUAACCAUGGUUUCAAUGUCGACCCGGCACCCACGCUCCGCCAGAAUAUCAACUCGGGGAAUGCGGUUGACAACGAACAUGGUGGUCAGCAGAAUACCGCAUGCCACUGGCCCACUGCAGUUGACCCUUACAAGGCUCCCGACCAGUCUUUGCCAGUCAAGCUGCAGGAGGAUCUCGUGCAAGAGUCCCUCCACGACGAGCACGCGCUGCUGCUCUUGAAGCCGGAGUGGAAGCGACAGGGCGACAAGCUGGGCCUCCUGCUGCAGUAUCGGCUCAGCCUGUCGGUUCAGUUCACAGCCCCUACGACGCUGCACAAUGUCGUGAUCGUGGCCAGGUACGAGGGCAAGGCCAGCGGCGCGCAGACGAAGCCAAGCGGGACGCAUCUCAAGGACAAGCGCCUGGUCUACUGGCGCCUCGGCGACAUCACCCCGACGGUUGUCAUGCAAAAGGUCAUGUGCCGCAUCGUCGGGGCAGACGGCGUGGCCCCAACUGGCGGCCUCAUCGAGGCCCGUUGGGACUAUGCGGCCACGAGCCACGACACCGUAUGCAGCGGCAUAUCCAUCUCGAUGCUGGAGGAAACGGACAAGGCGGCAGCGGCUGCCGAGGAUGAUCCGUUUGUCGACCAGAGCGCCGACGGUGCAGGCCCGUCCACCAUAGCUCAGCCAGCCAUAGACAGCGGGGAUGCUCAUCCUUUCGAAAUUUGGCGUACUCACUUCGACAUCGCCGCCGGCUCCAAGCCUAACCUAGGCCACCACCAGCACAGCGACUUGGGUGACUUCGACGAGGACCCUUUUUUUGGCGCUGUCUUUACCAGCUUGUAA